GAGACGGGGAGCGCCCGGAUUGGCUGCGUACGGCCGGUAGUAAUUAGGAUCAGAUAUCAAACUUCUGUCUUUGCUAAGACCCUUUCCGAUAGUCGCUGCUCCCCGCUAGACGAUGACAUCAGCCAGGACACCCAGCUGCUGGUAGUAAACUCGGGGCGGGAGGAGGCUCCCGCUGGCUCCACGUUAAUUAGUUCAACACAGCACAGGGGGAGCAGUUGGUGUCUGUGCGGGGUCAGUGCUGGAUGGGACCAAAUCUUACAAAGCCACUUGCUGCUCCUUGCCAGCCGGCUGUAAAAGCACCCAGAGAGUCCAGGAGAGCUGGAUGAAUCCUGAGCACCAGCCACGCUUUGGUCGGCUUUUCCCUGUGGAGGAAGUUAAUGGUUUAAGUGAGGGGCGUCUGGAUCUGGUCCCUGAGUCACCAUGACACUCCUGGGGUCUGAGCACUCCUUGCUGAUUCGGAGCAAGUUCAGAUCAGUUUUACAGCUACGGCUCCAGCAGAGAAGGACCCGUGAGCAGCUGGCAGACCAAGGCAUCAUGCCACCACUGAAAAGCCCAUCUGCAUUCCAUGAACAGCGAAAAAGUCUGGAGCGAGCCAAGACUGAAGAUUAUCUCAAGCACAAGAUCAGAAGCAGGCCUGAGCGCUCAGACCUGGUCAAUAUGCACAUUCUGCAAGACUCGGCUGCAGAAGGGUCCAUUCAGUCUACUCAAAUGAAGCUGAAAAGAGCCCGACUGGCAGAUGAUCUCAAUGAAAAGAUUGCUCUCAGGCCGGGUCCUUUGGAGCUGGUGGAGAAGAAUAUUAUUCCUGUGGACUCAGCUGUGAAAGAGGCCAUAAAAGGCACCCAGGGCGGCUUUCCCCGGCAGACCGACGCCUUCGCCUUCGAGGAGGACAGCAGCAACGACGGGCUGUCCCCGGAGCGGCCCCGCAGCCGCGGCUCCCCGGGCCCCGCAGAGCCUCCCCCCGGCUCCAAGGCCCCGGAGCCGCCCCCCGCCGCCCCUGCCGGGGCUCCACAGGAUCGUCCCCCCAGUGAAGAUGGCCACGCUCCGGACACUGCCCCGGGCCAGGGCAGCCAGUGCGACAGCCCCAAGCAGCCAGCGGGACAGGAGAGCCCGACACUGCCGGUGCCCUCUGCCGUGAAGUCCAAAUCAUCCAGUGAUAGCAAGAACCGUCACAAAAAGCCCAAAGACACCAAGCCCAAAGUGAAGAAGCUCAAGUACCACCAGUACAUCCCUCCAGACCAGAAAGCCGAGAAGUCCCCUCCACCCAUGGACUCUGCAUAUGCCAGACUGCUCCAGCAGCAGCAGCUCUUCCUGCAGCUCCAGAUCCUCAGCCAGCAGCAGCAGCAGCAGCAACAGCAGCAGCAGCAGCACUUCAACUACCCUGGGAUGCACCAAGGACAGCUGAAGCAAUCAAAUGAGCAAAUGGUGAAAACUUCAAAUUCUUCAUCAGCUUCUGGCAACAACACCCCUCUUUCUCCAGUGAAAACCACCUUUUCAGGCCAGACUUGUGUCUCAUCUAUCAAGCCAGGCCCUCUGCCAUCCAACCUGGAUGAUCUCAAAGUGUCAGAGCUGAGGCAGCAGCUCCGAAUACGAGGCCUGCCUGUGUCGGGUACCAAAACAGCGCUGAUGGAGCGGCUGCGGCCCUUCCAGGAGUGCAGCAGCAGCACAGUGCCAAACUUCAGUGAGAUCACCACCGUCACCUUCCCUGUCACUCCAACAAGCACCCUGUCCAGUUACCAGUCGCAGUCCUCCACCAGCAUGUUAUCAAAUGGCUUCUAUCACUUUGGCAGCACCAGCUCCACCCCACCCAUCUCGCCCGCCUCCUCUGAUCUGUCUGUGAGCGGCUCCUUGCCCGACACCUUCAACGACGGGCCCAUGUCCUCCCCACAGUUCGGUCUCCAGCCAUCGCCCGUUCACGGCAGUGCUGAGGAAAGCCUCAUGAGCAGCAUGAAUGGAGGGAGCAUCCAGCUGGAACUGGAAGGAAUAGACACAGAGAAAGACAAGAUGCUGGUGGAGAAGCAGAAGGUGAUCAAUGAACUGACGUGGAAGCUGCAGCAGGAGCAGAGGCAGGUGGAAGAGCUGCGGAUGCAGCUCCAGAAGCGAAAGAGGAGCAAUGGCCUUGAGGAGAAGCAGCAGCCUGCUCAGCAUUUCUUUGGUGUCCCCAUCAAACAAGAAAACACCGUGUCCAGCUGUCCAUUUGCAUCCAAACAAAUGGCCCUCAAAGGCCAGGCUGGCAGCUCGGAUAAGCUGAGUAACUGUGGGGUACCACAGGUGCCCCACAUUGUAAAUAGCCACUGCUUGGAGCCCGCAGGGCAGAGCACCAUCACCUCCUCGACAUUCCUGAGCCCGCAGUGCUCGCCCCAGCACUCUCCCCUGGGGGCUGCAAAGAGCCCCCAGCACAUCAGCCUGCCACCGUCCCCCAACAGCCACUAUCUGCUCCCGGUGUCCCCCGAGGGCCGCAGCGGGUCCCCGCCGAGCAGCAGCUGCCUCCGCACAGCGCCGCAGAUGACACGAAGUCAGCAGAUGGACGAGCUCCUGGACGUGCUGAUUGAGAGUGGAGAAAUUCCGGCCAAUGCCAAGGAAGAUCGGUCGUGCCUCCAGAAAGUACCUCAGAUCAUGGUGUCUACAGGGAGCUCCGGUGCCUCUGUCGCCAAGGGCUCCGCCCCGUUCGAGCCGGUGUCCUCGGCGCCUCUGCCCUUCGAGCACUGCCCGGGCAGCAGCGACGCGCACCUGGAGGUGCUGCUCAAUGCCCACAGCCCCCUGGGCAGGGUCAGCGAGAUGGCCCUGCUGAAGAUGGGGGGAGAGGAGCCCCACUUCGAAGGGAUGAUGGAGGGGUUCUCCGGCAAAGCCGCGGAUGAACUGCUCAACUCCCAGGAGAUUUUACAGACUCCCCUGUCGCCCAUGGAAACCCAGCUGUCCCCUUCCCCUGCCGAAGGCUCCGGUUUACAAAUGAGUUUCACUGAGUCUCCGUGGGAAACAAUGGAGUGGCUGGACCUCACCCCCCCCAGCUCGGCCACCGGCUUCAGCUCGCUCACCCCCGCGGGCCCCAGCAUCUUCAACAUCGAUUUCCUGGAUGUUGCCGACCUCAACCUGAACUCCAGCAUGGACCUGCACCUGCAGCAGUGGUGAAGGGACGUGCUGGGCAAGAUGCUGUGAGCCUGCAGCAGGCAGCACAGUGUUCCUGUCGUGCCAGAGAACAUGCAGGGCUAACGUGCCUCAUUCAGGGGAAACUGGAGUCAUUUUCCCAGCAUACAAACUUGUUUGAAUUUCCAGUCACUGAAAACUGACAGCACAACUCUGGUACUUUGGUUUUCCUCCAUUGACACAAUCCCACAGAGGACACCAGUGCCUGAAACAACACUUCCUUUGACAAAAACUUCCAUUUUCUUUCUUUAACUUUCCCUCCCCCC
Messenger RNA from Sturnus vulgaris (Common starling), 3407 nucleotides. It is a transcript of the gene MYOCD, whose product is annotated as myocardin. Gene Ontology annotation, cellular component: nucleus. Gene Ontology annotation, molecular function: transcription coactivator activity. Gene Ontology annotation, biological process: positive regulation of transcription by RNA polymerase II; cardiac muscle cell differentiation; smooth muscle cell differentiation. NCBI's taxonomy places the organism in Eukaryota, Metazoa, Chordata, Aves, Passeriformes, Sturnidae. The record is from RefSeq and is a predicted model, not a curated record.